This is a messenger RNA of Thermothelomyces thermophilus ATCC 42464, 845 nucleotides long. RefSeq lists its product as uncharacterized. Gene Ontology annotation, cellular component: ribosome; cytosolic small ribosomal subunit. The transcript is spliced from 3 exons. Bases 114 to 362 code for a protein of 82 amino acids. The record is from RefSeq and is a predicted model, not a curated record. Gene Ontology annotation, biological process: ribosomal small subunit assembly; translation. Gene Ontology annotation, molecular function: RNA binding; structural constituent of ribosome. Lineage: Eukaryota; Fungi; Ascomycota; Sordariomycetes; Sordariales; Chaetomiaceae.
CUGAAAAUCCCCUCCGCAACCAUCAACGAGCCAGAGUCUGCCGCCAACUCCAUCCAGAUUUCAUCAAUCAAGCUACCGCUCGUCUUUUCGACAUUCGGAAAUAGUUAGUCAAGAUGGUUCUCGCCGUUGACCUCCUGAACCCCAGCCCGGCCGCCGAGGCCCGCAAGCACAAGCUCAAGACCCUUGUGCCUUCUCCUCGCUCCUUCUUCAUGGACGUCAAGUGCCCGGGUUGCUUCACCAUCACCACCGUCUUCUCACACGCCCAGACCGUCGUCAUCUGCCAGGGCUGCACGACUGUCCUCUGCCAGCCGACCGGCGGGAAGGCCAGGCUCACCGAGGGCUGCUCGUUCCGGAGGAAGUAAGCGGUUCGCACGCGGCUGUUUUCUUUCUUUGGGCAUCAUGACAUGGUAAUGGGAUCACCUCGGUAUCUGCAAGGCUGGUUCGAGUUGGGCGUCUAGAACACAUUACUCUCGGUCGUCAAAUCAAUCUCAUUUGCGGAUAGAAGAUGGAUUCGCCAACAUUCACCCCGCACAACAACCUGGGAGGGCGUUUGGGGUCCGGAUAUCUUGCAUCAUCGACUUCUUCGACUUUCUCUCGAUCUGCGUUUUCCGAUCGUUCGUCUUGUCUUCUUGCUGUAUAGGCAGGUGAUACUGCAUGGGAGGAUCGCUGGCAGAAGCAUUUUCACAAGUGUUUAGACUGUCGUGCCACGGGCGGGUGGCAAGGCUCUUCUAAACGCGAGGACGUGGAUCGCUGAGGGCUGCCGAGAGGCUCGGUGCAGUUUGCAGAAACAAAAUUGGGGGAUCGUUGUUGCUUCGCGACGACAAAUUGACGAGAUUCCAUGACCA